AUGGAGGAGACUCCCCUUCCUGCGUCUGAAGAUAUUCAGCAAGUGAAGGCGGUUCUCGCAAAGUAUGUUGCGAAGAAUAAAUCUCUUUCAAAAGAAAAUGAUAUACUAAAACGCACUCAGGCAGAGUAUCAAGCACAAAUUCAGAAAUGUUCUGAUGCAUUAAUCGAAGAAAGAGAAACCACUGCAACUCUUACUAAUGAGUUAGCAGAAUGCGAUAAAAAGAUCGAGGAAAAAGAAAAGCUUAUUGAAGAUCUUGCAAAAGAAAUCGAAAACAUGAAAAACACUACAAGUACAGCAUCGCAAAAUGAUUCUGGACUAGAAGAAGUCGUUCAAGAAUUUGAGCAGAAAAUCGAAACUCUUGAAUCUGAAAAUAAAACUAUGAAAGAUCAGAAUUCAGAGCUUCAACAACAAAUUCAACAAUAUAAGGAGUUAACUGAUAAGCUUUCUACUGAAUCUACAGAGUUACAACAAAAAAUGGAGAAUAUUAAGUCCGAAGAUAAAUCGGCCGAAGAAACUCUUCUCCAAACAAUUUCCGAUCAAGAUAUUCAGAUCAACAAAUUAAAAGAAGAGCUUGAACAAGCCAAAUUAGCCGCAAAUUCCUCAGAACAAAAUACAAAUGCUUUUGCUCAAAAAGAACAAGAGUUAAACGCCCAAAUUACAGACUUAAAGAAUCAAUUAGCUGCUAAAGAUUCAUUAUCUGAUGAAAUUGCUUCAUUAAAAGCUCAAAUUGCCGAACUCAACCAAAAUAAUUCGAAAUCAUCCGAAGAAAACGAACAAUUGAAAGCAGAAAGUCAAAAAGAUGCCAGUUCAGACGAUAAAAACUCUGAUCUUUCAAGAUUAAAGAAAGCAGUCGUUCAAUUAAAGAAACAAAUUGCUCAGAAAGACCAAGAGAUCAACGAUCUUAAGACAAGCAACAUGCAAUUACAAAAUUUCAACAAUGAAACUCAAAACGUCGAAAUUGAAAAAUACAAAUCUCAAAUUAUCGAAUUCCAGAAGAUUAUUGAAAGUUUGAAAGCAGAAAAUGCCAAACUUCAAACAGAGAAUACAAAUACUGUUGAUAAACUUCAAUCUGAGAUCGAAAAAUUAAAACAAGAAAAUUCUGAGCUCCAAAACCAAAUUCAAGAAAAUGAAGAUGGAUGGAAUGACAACAACAAUGAAGAAGAGCUUCAAAAUCAGAUUACUGAGCUUCAAAAGCAAUUAGAAGAAAAUAAGAAAUCUUAUUCUGAAGAAACCGAACAAUUGAAGCAAAUCAUUGAUGAUGAUAGCAAACAAAUUGAAGACCUCAAGCAAAAACUUGCUGAAGCUCAAGAUCAUGAAGGAAAUUCAGAUUCUCAACUUGCAAAACUCCAAACUGAGAAGCAACAGCUGGACAAGAAGCUUGUUGAUGUUGCUAAUGCCCUUAGAAAGCUCAAAACCAAGAAUGACAACGACCAAGCAACGAUUUCUAAGCUUAAUGAAGAAAAUUCUUCAUUGCAGAAGCAGAUAGAGGAACUUAAGCAACAAACUGCAAAUAAUGCAAGCUAUGAAGCAGAGAUCCAAAAUCUCAAGAAACAACUCCAAGAUUUGCAAAUCCAAAAUGACGAUAUUAAAACAGAGAAUGAACAUUUGCAGCAGGAAAUGUUCGAAAACAACAAGAGUGAAGAAAUUGAACAACAGAAGAAACAAAUUUCGGAACUUCAAAAAGAGAUAUCUUCGAAAUCAUCCGAAAUUCAGGCCAAGAAUGAUGAAAUAGAGAAUUUGAACAAGGAAAUUGAACAGAUUAAGAAAGAAAACCAAGAAUUAAAUGAAGAAUUAUUCCAGAACAACGAAAACAACUCCAACGAUGAAGAAAUCGAGAAGUUGAAGACUCAAAUUCAAUCUUUACAGAAGGAAAUCUCUGAUUUGUCACAACAAAAUAAUAAUUAUAAGUCACAAGUUGAAGAAUUGAAAGAAGAACUUGAGAAACAUCAAUCCGAGCAAGAUGAGAACGGAUGGGGGGAAGAAAACGAAUCAGAAGAACUUAAAUCAGAGAAUGAAAAUCUUAAGAAACAAAUUGAAGAACUUAAAGAACAAUUGAAUCAAAAAGAAGACCAAGGUCAAGAAGAAAAUGGAUGGUGUAAUGAAAAUGAAACAGAAGAUCUUAAAUCAGAAAUCGAACAAUUGAAGAAAGAAAACGAAACACUUAAACAAAACAACGAAACAGAAUCUCUCAAGAAACAAAUUGAAGAAUUGAAAGAACAGUUGAAGCAAAAGGAAGAUCAAGGUCAAGAAGAAAAUGGAUGGGGAGAAGAAAAUGAAACAGAAGAUUAUAAGUCACAAAUUUCAGCAUUAGAGAAUGAGAAACGAACAUUGAACAAGAAGAUCAAAGAUCUUGCCAAUGGUCUUAAAACACUCAAGAGCAAGAACGAGAAACUCGAACAACAACUGAAAGAGAACGCAAAUAAUGGAAAUAAUGAUAAUUCCAAAGAUAUUUCCGUUGAAUUUAAUGAAACAGAAGAAAAGAUUACAGAGUUAGAGUUCGAAAACGAAGAACUUCGUCGUAACAACGAAAGUCUUAGUGAAGAAAAGAAGACUCUUCAUAAACAAAACAACAAACUUGUUUCGGAAAACAAAACACUUUCCGACGAAGUUUCAACAUUGCGUGAACAAGUUGAAGAACUCGAAGAAGAAACAAUUUCUACAAGUAACGAACUUCGCUCAGAAAUUGAACAUCUUCGCUCUGAACUUGUUGUUCGUGAACAAGAACUUGAACAAACUAAGAAUAAUAAUAAUAAUGUUAAUAAUAAUGAAAAUAAUAAUUCUAAUGUUCAUUCUGACCAAUCUAUUUAUGAAGAAAAGAUUUCAUUAUUGAAACAACAACUUGAAGAACUUAAACAGAGUCAAAGCAGUAACAAUAACAAUGAAGAACUUGAGAAAGAAAACAUUUCACUCAAGAAAGAAAUAGAAGAUUUGAAACAAGAAAACGAAGGAUUACAAAAUCAACUGUUUGAAGGUGGCGAAACUAACGAAAACAACAACCAAGAAAAAGAAGACGAAAUUCAUAAACUCAAAUCCGAAAUUGAAGAAUUAAAGAAGAAACUUGAAUCAAGUGAACAAAAUAAAGAAGAAGAAAACAAUGGCUGGGGUGACGAAAACACAGAAACAGAAAACAUUGAUAAUCUUAAAUCAGAAAUUGAAGAAUUAAAUAAGAAACUGGAUGAAUCAAUUAAAUCAAAUGAUGAGAAACAGAAGAAGAUUGAAGAAAUGAAGCAAGAAAAUGAAGAGUUACAAACACAAUUGUUUGAAAAUAACUCUGAAGAAGAAAUCAAUAAAUUCAAAUCACAAGUUGAAGAAUUAACACAAAAACUACAAGAAUCAAAUCAAAAGAAUGAAGAACUUCAAUCACAAACAGAGAAACAAAACAAUGAAAUUGAUGAUUUGAAGAAACAAAAAGAAGAAGAAAACGAAAAACUUCAAAAAGAAAUUUCAGAUUUGAAGAAUGAAAUUUCUCAGUUGCAACAAAAAGAAGAAGAAAAUGGAAGUGAUUUGCAGAAACAAAUAGAAGUAUUGAAACAAACAAAUGAAAAGAAUGAUGAAGACAUCGAACAAUUGGCCAAACAAAUUGACGAACUUCAAACAGAGAAAGAGAAACAAAACGAAGAAAUAAAUGAUCUCAAAUCUCAACUUCAAAAUGUUUCAGAAAUCAAAUCAGAAAAUGAGAAACAAAAGAAUGAAAUUGAUGAUUUGAAGAAAGAAAACGAAGAACUACAAACACAACUAUUUGAAAUUGGAAACAACCAAGAAAAAGAAGAAGAAAUUCAUAAACUCAAAUCAGAAAUUGAAGAAUUAAAGAAGAAACUUGAAGAAUCCGAACAAAAUAAAGAAGAAGAAAACAUUGAUAAUCUUAAAUCAGAAAAUGAAACACUAAAGGAAGAAAUCAAACGAUUGGAAUCCGAUAAUGAACAAUUGAAGAAACAAAAUUCUGAAUUACAACAAGAAAAUAAAUCACUCCAUCAACAGCAAUCGAAGGAAGAAGAAGAAAAUGGAUGGGGUGAAGAAAACGAAUCAGAAGAACUUAAAUCAGAAAAUGAAUCUCUCAAGAAACAAAUAGAAGAAUUGAAAGAACAGUUGAAGCAAAAGGAAGAUCAAGGUCAAGAAGAAAAUGGAUGGGGCGAUGAAAAUGAAACAGAAGAUUAUAAGUCACAAAUUUCAGCAUUAGAGAAUGAGAAACGAACAUUGAACAAGAAGAUCAAAGAUCUUGCCAAUGGUCUUAAAACACUCAAGAGCAAGAACGAGAAACUCGAACAACAACUGAAAGAUAUCAAUUCUAAUAAUUCUACAAAUGAUAAUUCCAAAGAUAUUUCCGUUGAAUUUAAUGAAACAGAAGAAAAGAUUACAGAGUUAGAGUUCGAAAACGAAGAACUUCGUCGCAACAACGAAAGUCUUAGUGAAGAAAAGAAGACUCUUCAGAAACAAAACAACAAACUUGUUUCGGAAAACAAAACACUUUCCGACGAAGUUUCAACAUUGCGUGAACAAGUUGAAGAACUCGAAGAAGAAACAAUUUCUACAAGUAACGAACUUCGCUCAGAAAUUGAACAUCUUCGCUCUGAACUUGUUCUUCGUGAACAAGAACUUGAACAAACUAAGAAUAAUAAUAAUAAUGUUAAUAAUAAUGAAAAUAAUAAUUCUAAUGUUCAUUCUGACCAAUCUAUUUAUGAAGAAAAGAUUUCAUUAUUGAAACAACAACUUGAAGAACUUAAACAACAACAACAAAAACCAUUUGAUCAUGAAGACAAUAAUGACUCAGAUGAGAUCAACAAACUUAAGAAAGAAAUAGAAGAUUUGAAACAAGAAAACGAAGAAUUACAAAAUCAACUGUUUGAAGGUGGCGAAACGAACGAAAACAACAACCAAGAAAAAGAAGACGAAAUUCAUAAACUCAAAUCCGAAAUUGAAGAAUUAAAGAAGAAACUUGAAUCAAGUGAACAAAAUAAAGAAGAAGAAAACAAUGGCUGGGGUGACGAAAACACAGAAACAGAAAACAUUGAAAAUCUUAAAUCCGAAAUUGAAGAAUUAAAUAAGAAACUGAAUGAAUUAUCUAAAUCAAAUGAUGAGAAACAGAAGAAGAUUGAAGAAUUAGAGCAAAAACUUCAAGAAUCACAAAACAACAAAGAUGAAGAAGAAGAAAACAUAGAAGACCUCAAGGAACAACUAGAACAGUUGAGAAGAGACGCAAUAACUAAGUCAAAACAAGAUCAAGAAGAAAUUGAAAAUCUCAAGAAACAAAUCGAAGAAAAAGAAGCAGAUAUAGAAGAAAUAACUGAAGAACUUGAGCAGCUCAGGAAAGACUCCAUCACCAAGGCUAAACAAGACCAAGAAGAAAUCGAAAAACUUCAAAAUGAAAUUCAAAAACAAAAAGAAAUCAUUGAUAAUUUGAAUGCAGAAAUCGAUGAAUUAGGUGAGAAAGAAGCAGAACAUGAAGACCUUAAGGACGAACUCCAACAGCUAAGAAAGGAUUCCCUUCAAAAAGCUAAAAUCGACCAAGCUGAAAUUGAUCGAUUAAAUGCUGAGGUAAGUAACCUCAAAUUCGAACUGGAGAACGGCAAAGAGAAUAUCUGGGGCGAUGAUGAUGACAAUGAGAAGCACAAAGAAACAUUGACUGAAAUUAUUGAAAAAUUGAAAUCCGAAAUUGAGGACAAAAACUCAGAAAUCGAGAAACUCGAAGAGGAAAUCAGUCAAUUCGAAGAUCCUACUGAGGUUAAACAGGAAAACAAGAAGCUAAAGGAAGAAUUAGACCAAGCUUUACGUCAGAACGCAGAAUUAGGUAAUGUAAACGAAGAAAACAACAAGCUCAGAGAACAGCUCAAGCAAAGUAUCGAUACAAAUGAGCUCAAGACCCUUGAAAAGAAAUUAAAAGAAAAAGAAGAGGAAAACCAGAAGCUUCAUGACGAUUUGAACACUUUGCAGUUCGAGUUGAACAAUUCUAUCGCAGGAUUACCGAAGAUUAAUCAAUCUGAGUCGAUGGAAAUUAGAGAUGAAGUGGAAAGACUGGCCAAUGAGAACAAGAAACUGUCGGAAUUGACGAAGAAAUUAGAAGAAGAAAAGAAUUUCUUGGUUUCCCAGUUAGAAAAUGUUGUUCAACGAAAUGAUUACGAAAAAGAGCUUCAAAACGUCGAAGAAUUGAAGCUUAAGCUUAAGAAGGCCGAGAAGGAUAAUGAAGAACUCCUUCAACAAAUCGAUGAAUUAGUUGAACAAAAUGAAACUGAAAAUCACGAAAAAAGUGACGCUGAAAGUGAACUUAAGUCUCUGAAGGCUGAAUUGGCCAAAUUAAAGGACAGUGAGAAGGAAUACCAAGUUCUCCGCGAAGAAGUGGAUGAAUUAACGCAAAAGAUCGAAGAAUCCGAAACAAUUAACAAAGAAUUGAAGACUAUCAUUGAUCAGAACGAUACUUCAGCUGCAGAAAACAUGUAUAAGGCUCAGUUCGACGAAUUGAAGGCUUUAGUUUCUGAUCUGAAGUCUCAAAAUGAAGAUUUGAAGAAGGAUUCAGAAAAUUCAAAGCAAGAAAUUACGAAAUUAACAGAAGAAAAGACAGAACUGAAUGCAAACAUCGAGAAAUUAACUCAGGAUAACUCAAAUCUCUCAUCUAAUGUUGAGAAAUUGACAAAUGAAAUUUCUAACCUCAAAUUUCAGCCAACUGCUCAAGAAAAUGUUGUUCCUGCUGAGACUCCAGUUGCUAAUGAAGUCAAACCAAGCGAAGAAGCUGUUUCGACUCCAAAUGAAGAUGAAAAGGCCAAACUUGAGUCAGAGAAGGAAGAACUCGUAAAGAAGAACGAUGAAAUGAUGAAACAAAUUGUUUUGAUGAAGAACGAAAUCGAAAAACAGAAUAAAGAAUUUGCCCAGAUGCAAGAAAGGUUUAUUAAGGCCAACGAAGAGAAUAUGUCACUUAGAAACGUUGCCUCUAAGAACAAAGAGCUUGAAACUCAAUUAGACCAGAAAACUGCAAAUGUAUUGUCUCUUAGGAAGGAUAUUGAUAAUCUUAAGAUAGAAUUCCAAAAGGAUUUGGAUGCCAAGUUGGCCAAAGCAGCCAAAGAGUUCAACGACUUAAGAAAGAAAUUCAGAGUUGUUGAACAGCAAAGAAACCAAUUGGCCGCCCAAAUAGAAUACGACGAGCAACAGAAGCAAACAGCUGAGGCCCAGAAUCAGUCUGAAACGAAGAAACUUCAAAUUGAUACGUUCAGAAUUGAAUAUCUCAGAGCAACCUUACUUCAAUUCUUCAGCCAGGACCAAAAGACACAAGAAAAGAUGGCUCCAAUCAUAUUGGAGUUCAUUGGACUCGAUGAAGACCAAGUUCAGGAUGUAAUGAGGAAAUGGAAGGAGAACCACAGAUCGGUCUUAUCUUCUUUCCUCGGUAAUUAA
Messenger RNA from Trichomonas vaginalis G3, 7377 nucleotides. RefSeq names its product A-type inclusion protein-related family. The record is from RefSeq and is a predicted model, not a curated record. The coding region runs from base 1 to 7377 and encodes 2458 amino acids. Lineage: Eukaryota; Parabasalia; Trichomonadida; Trichomonadidae. The transcript has a single exon.